This is a messenger RNA of Trichoderma gamsii, 537 nucleotides long. RefSeq lists its product as hypothetical. Bases 1 to 537 code for a protein of 178 amino acids. NCBI's taxonomy places the organism in Eukaryota, Fungi, Ascomycota, Sordariomycetes, Hypocreales, Hypocreaceae. The transcript is spliced from 3 exons. The record is from RefSeq and is a predicted model, not a curated record.
AUGCUUUUCAAGACUACUUUCCUCUUUCUAACACUCCUCGCUGUUGGUCUUGGCAGCGCUGUCCCUGGCCCCGAGGUUGAAGUCGACCUCGAUGCUCCCAAUAUUCUCAGAGAUGCAUCUGCAAGAAAGAGGGACAGGAAUACCACCCAAAUGGCAGAUUUUGCCAAUGCCCAGAAGAUCAAUAUUAUGACGGCAAUCAUUGUCGCUGUAGGGGCGAUCGAUAUUAUGACGGCCAUCGGUGUCGCUGCAGGGAUGAUUUAUAUUAUGACGGCAAUCGGUGUCGCUGCAGGGGUGAUCAAUAUUACAACGGCCGUCAGUGUCGCUGCAGGGGUGAUCAAUAUUAUGACGGCCAUCAGUGUCGCUGCAGAGGUGAUCAAUUUUGGGACAACCAACGGAGGAACUGCCGUUGCAGUCGAGGAAAGCACUUCGAUGGUAGGAGGUGUCGCUCUAACUAAGGAAUACCAUGAACAAUAUGGAGGAACUAUACUAAAUAUGAACUUUCUGGGCUAUAACAAGAUACUGGUUAUCCUUCUUUGA